Dinoponera quadriceps is the source of this 1010-nucleotide messenger RNA. RefSeq names its product protein KTI12 homolog. The record is from RefSeq and is a predicted model, not a curated record. NCBI's taxonomy places the organism in Eukaryota, Metazoa, Arthropoda, Insecta, Hymenoptera, Formicidae. The coding region runs from base 163 to 996 and encodes 277 amino acids. The transcript is spliced from 6 exons.
CUUUCUCUGACGGGCCAGUGGGAAGAUUUCUUGUGGUUAUACCUAUCGGUACUUGGCGGAGCAUGCUGUUUGUACAUACGAUAUGCUUUUCGCAGGCUGUGGCGGGAUAGUGUGAAUUCUUCAUUGAGACUUCUCGCACCGACGUUUGACUAUUAGAUUAAAAUGCCACUCAUAGUGAUAACGGGCAAUCCGUGUAGCGGUAAAACGACCAGGGGUCUCGAACUGAAAGACUACUUCAAGAAGAGAUUAGAAAGCACCGGGCAAAGCGUGGAGAUAAUUAGCGAAUCCGACGCGAUAGUUACGGCAGGUUAUGAUAAGAAUACAUUUUACGCCGAUUCAAAGAAAGAGAAAGCUGUCAGGAGCGCCAUGAAGUCGGAUAUUCAGCGCAGACUCGACACACGUAAUCUGUUGAUAUUCGACGGCAGUAAUUACAUCAAAGGAUACCGGUAUGAGAUCUAUUGUAUGACAAAAUUGUACAAAACUCCCCAAUGCACGAUACACUGUGAUAUACCGGUCGAGCACGCUUGGAUGUUGAACAACAAACGAACCAAGUCCGACCAGUACAGCCGAGAAAAUUUUGACGCCCUUGUCGCGAGAUACGAAGCACCAGAAGGUAGAAAUCGAUGGGACGCGCCGCUUUUCGCGGUCACACCGGACGACGAAUUGGUCGGUGAGGAGAUUUACAAGUCGCUCUACGAGGUGAAAGCGCCGAAACCGAAUCUCAGUACUCAGUGUCCACCGUUAGCAUCGACGAAUUACCUGUACGAACUGGACUCGAUAACGCAAGACGUGAUAAACGCGAUAUUGUCAGCGAAACAAUUGGGAAUCAACAACGACAUAAAGGUACCGGGUUGCAGUGUGACAGUGUGCAAUUCGGCCGCGCCCGCGCAUCUUCUAAGAUUACGCAGGCAGUUUUUAACUUACAGUAAAAUGCAACAGAGUGGGAUCGAUCAGAUCGCCGCAUUAUUCGUACAAUAUCUCAAUAAAAACUUAUAACAAAGUGGAAAGUG